AUGUCCAAAACGCACGUCUUCAUAGUUGGCGCUUCUGGAUAUACUGGAGGGGCAAUCGCCAACGCGCUUCUGGAGGCAGGGACCUUCCGCCUGUCGAUUUUGGUCAGAGAGGCAUCCGUCAACAAACCCGCUAUAAAGCACCUCAGAGAGGCCGGGGCUGAGGUCGUGAUAGGAGAUACCUCUGAGUCCCCCGAGAAGCUAGAAACCUACCUCAAGGGAGUAGACGUCUUGAUCUCUACGGUCCUCAUCAUGGUGGAUCAGAGGCCCUUGAUUUUGGCAGCUAAGAAGGCCGGCGUCGGGCGCGUGGUUCCCUCCGACUUUGGCCCGACCGCUCCCAGGGGUGUCAUGGAAAUGCACGAUCGCAAACUUGGGAUCCGUGAGUACGUAAAGGAACUUGGUAUUCCACAUACCUUCAUUGAGGAUGGGUGGUGGUUGCUAUGGAUGUUUCCCCCUUUGCAUUCGGCGAGAAAUACGGUCACGAGUCAGAAAGCAUACGCGGGCAACCGCUCCCAAAAGCUCAUAUAUUCGACAUUGCCAACCAUCGGUAAGAUGGUCGCGCGCAUUAUCGUCGACCCGCGAACCUUGAACCAGACCGUCGUUGCCCAUGAUGGGGAAAUCAGCAUCGACGAGACAUGGAAGAUUGCGGAAAAGGUCACCGGAGAAGAUUUCUCCGACUACCCCAGGAUAUCUGAUGAAGAGAUAGAGGGAGGAUGUCAGCAGACGGACAAUUGGGUGAAAAAAGUCGCCGCUCAGUAUCAAAGGACUUUGUUCAUUCGCGGAGACAACACCCUUUCGAAGGCGGUAGCAUUGGGUCACCUUGAUUCAAGAAAGCUUUACGAUGACAUACCGUAUCCCGACGUCGAAGAAGUGGCGAGGAACCAUUAUAGGUCUGGUUUUGUACUUGAAUACAGUGUGCCUGAGGAACUUCUGUUGGAUGUUUUCAAGACGGUGGCGUAG
Messenger RNA from Pleurotus ostreatus (oyster mushroom), 957 nucleotides. RefSeq lists its product as uncharacterized. The transcript is spliced from 4 exons. The coding region runs from base 1 to 957 and encodes 318 amino acids. The record is from RefSeq and is a predicted model, not a curated record. Lineage: Eukaryota; Fungi; Basidiomycota; Agaricomycetes; Agaricales; Pleurotaceae.